UCUCAAGGUUGACAGAGAGGUUUGUGAAUGGGGUGGAUAUAUUAAUGGACACAUUCUGGAGAAUAUGGACUGAUUUGUUAGAUGUUCUUGGAAUUGAUGCCUCCAACUUGACUCAUUAUUUCAGCCCAGCGGCAAUUGCCAACAACCCGACCCGUGCUCUGCUGCUGAUUGGUGCCAUCUUACUUGCCUAUUGGUUUUUAUCUCUCUUCCUUGGAUUCUUCUUCUAUCUCCUGCACAUGCUGUUUGGUCGCUUUUUCUGGAUUGCGAGGGUUGCCCUUUUCACUCUCUCAUGCGUGUACAUCCUCCAGAAGUACGAAGGUGACCCAGAACACGCAGUCCUGCCUCUCUGCUUUGUUGUAGCGGUCUACUUCAUGACAGGGCCAGUUGGAUUUUACUGGAGAAGAAACAGCAACAGCAGCCUUGAGGAGAAGAUGGACCACCUCGAUAGUCAGAUCAGACUUCUGAACAUACGUCUUUCUAGGGUGAUUGAAAACCUGGACAGAGGCAGUGACCAAUGAACCAACCCCCAUAGACCACUGUACACCAGCUCUAGAAAAUUCCUAAGCACUGUCUUAUUCGAAGUUACAAAGCAACAAAACAUCACAUGGUAAAAAGUGUGCGAAGUUAUAACUUUUCAUCAUGUGUAAGACUAAUUUAUCUAGAUUAUACACUCAGCCAUUAUACUGGUAGGAAAAAAAAACAUUACAAAAAUUCAGCUGUAUAUUCAGAGAGUUUUAUCCAGUGCUAGAAUUUUCUCAGUAGAUAAACGCUUACUUUUACAAGCAUUUAAAAACAUCUUUUGUAAAGUUUUUAUAAAAGCAAAUUGAGUAGUCUUUCAAAUACUGAAAUUGAGCUAAACAUAUGCAAAUUUGACACUUAAAAAGUUAAAAAGAAAAAAAAAAAUCUCAAGCUACCAAACACUUCCAUUGAGAAGUAACUGCUGUGGGUCUGCCUUUUUUUUUUUUUUUCAAAGUUGUGAAUGUUUUUCUUUUAUUGUUGGCUUAUUUCAUUGCCUUGAAAGUUGCCUUUCAUAGAGUUGAGGAAUUUUCUGGUAUCUAGGCCAAAAAAUUCACACCAU
Molecule: messenger RNA, 1078 nt
Organism: Cariama cristata (Red-legged seriema)
Lineage: Eukaryota; Metazoa; Chordata; Aves; Cariamiformes; Cariamidae
Gene: BRI3BP
Product: BRI3 binding protein
Exons: 2
Coding region: 45-518 (157 amino acids)
Cellular component (GO): mitochondrion
Source: RefSeq, a predicted model, not a curated record